Messenger RNA from Pistacia vera, 1347 nucleotides. RefSeq lists its product as uncharacterized. Gene Ontology annotation, molecular function: protein binding. The annotation marks the transcript as partial. The record is from RefSeq and is a predicted model, not a curated record. The transcript has 6 exons. NCBI's taxonomy places the organism in Eukaryota, Viridiplantae, Streptophyta, Magnoliopsida, Sapindales, Anacardiaceae.
AUGGCCUCUUCUUCAUCACAGCCUAAUUCCCCUUCUUCGUCGCAGACGACUAUCGCCCCUUCUUCAUCUAUGCCUAGUUCCCCUUCUUCGUCUCAGCCUGUUACUCCUUCAUCUCAGCCUCCUAGCACUCCUACUUCAACUCAGCCUCGGCCAGUUGUCAAUUCUCCAUCGCAACCUAGCGCCCCCUCUUCAUCUCAGCCUCUGCCUGUUCCCUCUUCUUCAGUUCAGCUUAGUGUCCCUUCUUCACCGCGGCCUGUCGCUCCUUCACUGCAGCGCAUCGCCCUAUCCCCACAGAAUAAGGAGGAUUGCCAGAAUUACCUGCCAUUAUAUAAAGCUAUACUGGAAGGCAACUUGGAAAUUGUACGACAACGCUGUGAUGAGGAUGAUCAUGCGUUGGAAGCCAGGAUCACGAUGAAACUCGACACAGCUCUUCAUGUAGCUGUUGGAACAGGCAGGGGGAAUCAUAUUGUCAAAUAUCUUGUGAAUAAAAUGUCAGCAGAUCAAGUGACAGUGAAAAAUAACGACGGCAACACAGUCCUUUCCGUUGCUGCAAUUGUUGGCAACCAAGAAGCAGCAGAAAUGAUAUUGAAGAAAGAUGAAAAAAAUCUAAGUUUAGUUGACGAGUUAAAUUUUUCUGGACGGAUGCCUUUGAUUGAGGCAGCUCGACAUGGCCAAAAGAAGAUGAUUACAUAUUUAUUGCAAUUCAGUGGUAAAUAUUUGGCCUUUGUUACCGGAACAAAGAUUCAAUAUAGUUCUGGUGUUUCUUUCAUAAAUUCGCUUAUAACUGCUGGAUUUUAUGACUUGACACUAGAACUGCUUGAGAAAUAUGAAGGUCGUUUAGCUACAAAGAAGUUGUCUUCUGGUGAGUCUCUUUUGAGAGCAAUAGCAGGAAAGCAAUCUGCAUUUGCUAGUGGAAGACGAAAAAGGCUUGCCAGUGGAAGACGAAAAAAGCUAAAGUUUUGGCAAUACCUUAACCUUUUUAAGCUUCGGAGUCAUUUAAGGGAAGUAAGAGAGAAAAAGUUGAAGCAUGACAAAGCACUUAAACUUGUCAAACACUUGUGUGAGGAAAUUACAAAGAAUCUAGACCAUGAACAAGCUUCCUCAAUUUUGGAACCACCGCUCCUUUUAGCAGCAGAAUUGGGGAUUUGUGAAGUUGUGGAAGAGAUUAUAAAGUCAUUUCCUGAUGCAAUCUGGUUUACAAAUGAUGAGAAACAAAAUGUAUUCCAGUUGGCAGUCAUGAAUCGUCAAGAGGAACUGGAAGAUUGGCACCAGGAACAAGGUUUAAAUCAACUAAACCUUGUUCCUGGUGCAGCUUUGCAGAUGCAACGUGAGUUACAUUGGUUUAAG